Messenger RNA from Cylicostephanus goldi, 279 nucleotides. The record is from the annotation of a GenBank genome assembly. Lineage: Eukaryota; Metazoa; Nematoda; Chromadorea; Rhabditida; Strongylidae.
AUGCCAAAGAGAGGAUUUCCGCCAAAUCCUGUGCCUGAGAAUUAUGUUCGCCUGGACCAGAUUACGGACGAACUCUAUGAUAUGUUUUGUAAAGAAGUCAUUGAUGAAGUUGAGCAGGAUUGCGACCCUCAGCAACGAAGGUUGCUAGAUAAUAUGUGCUCUUCAGGAGACUUCGGGGCGGCUGUGGAUUUCUACGAUGAGAUUUUGGGCGAACUGCCCGUUGUUAUGGUUCAUAUGAGAACGUCCAAAGUGUUUUUAUCACCAUCGCUGAGGUCCUAG